Tarenaya hassleriana is the source of this 596-nucleotide messenger RNA. RefSeq lists its product as uncharacterized. The coding region runs from base 91 to 474 and encodes 127 amino acids. The transcript has a single exon. The record is from RefSeq and is a predicted model, not a curated record. NCBI's taxonomy places the organism in Eukaryota, Viridiplantae, Streptophyta, Magnoliopsida, Brassicales, Cleomaceae.
CACAGAAAUGGAGAAACCCAAGAGCAUCAAGAACGCGAAAGCGUGAGAUUAUUGAUCAACCACCCGGAUAAAGAAAGAGAUUUGGAUCAAAUGGGCAUCGGCCAGAAUGCAGGAAUCUGCGUUGACGAGGUUCCAUUGAUGAACCCGGAUGAAAUCUUGGCCAUGCCUCCUGGCUGUAUUAACAGUAACAGCUGCGGAUUAUCUUCUUCUUCGUCGUCUUCAUCGUCCUGCGCUUCAUCUGGCGACGGUACUUCGAAGUUUCCGGAAGAGAUGGAGUUUCUGGAUGAUUUCAAGUGGCUUCUGUCUGACGGUGACAUCGACAAGAACAAGAACGCUGUCGAUACGAUGAACUUCUUGUGGGACAAUGACUUAGGCGACAGCUUGGAUUUUCUUCUGAAUGAUGAUUUUGUUGGGAGUGAGUGUCCAAAAACGGUUUUGGACACGUGGGCUCCUCUCGGUUCUCAUCUUCUUUAAUUUUAUUUUUAUUUAUUUUUUUCUGUUCUUGAAGUGGGGUUUUAACUUGUAAUUUGGUGUUGGUAAUUAGAGGUGUAAAUACAAGGAAUAAAGUGUGCAAUUGUGAACGUCGUUUUCCAUUU